AUGUCCGAAUAUACAAAACCACCCCUAGACCCUGAUCUGGGUAAAUUUUUAGAGAGGAACGAUUAUGAUUCUCUGGCCAAGUAUCUUGUGGGAAACAACAGCAGAUUUCGAGAAAAUAUAAUUAUUCCAAGGGUAUUAGGGCCUGUCAUUAUUAAAACGAACGAAGAGAAAAUGAUAGAAGCCACUGUAGAGAGCUGUCCAUUCAAAUCAUUAACCAGUUGCAUUAUUGGUUAUGGGUUAGGAGCAGCAGUUGGUUUAUUUACAUCUUCACUAAUGCCUAAUGUUACGGACACAACUGCACAGCAAACUCAAACAGCCAGAGAAAUAUUGAGAGAAAUGAAGGGAUCAAUGCUCAGUUAUGCCAAGAACUUUGCUAUUUUGGGAGCCGUUUUUUCUGGUGUGGAAUGCUGUAUUGAAACAGCUAGAGGAAAGACAGAUUGGAAGAAUGGAACAUAUGCUGGUGGCAUAACUGGCGGAUUAAUUGGAUUAAGAGGUGGUCUUAAGGCAGGAUUAUUUGGUGCUGCAGGAUUUGCAGCAUUCUCCACUGCUAUUGAUUAUUAUAUGCAUCAACGUGGUUGA
Messenger RNA from Chilo suppressalis (striped riceborer), 579 nucleotides. Lineage: Eukaryota; Metazoa; Arthropoda; Insecta; Lepidoptera; Crambidae. The record is from the annotation of a GenBank genome assembly.